Molecule: messenger RNA, 2731 nt
Organism: Callorhinchus milii (elephant shark)
Lineage: Eukaryota; Metazoa; Chordata; Chondrichthyes; Chimaeriformes; Callorhinchidae
Gene: afg2b
Product: spermatogenesis associated 5-like 1
Exons: 8
Coding region: 7-2295 (762 amino acids)
Molecular function (GO): ATP binding; ATP hydrolysis activity
Source: RefSeq, a predicted model, not a curated record
UUAGAAAUGGCCAGAACAGCAAUGAACCUGGUUCCCCUCGAUCCCAGGGACCUGGGGUCUCAGCGAUGCCGAUUGGGACCCAGUGCACUGGCUUCGCUGGGUGUGAAGCUGGGCUCCCCUGUGCAGGUCUCAGUGCUGGGAGGGAGCGCACUGUGCACUGCCUGGCCGAGGACCGACCUGGCAGAUGGCUUCCUGCAGCUCGACACCAAGUGCGCGACUCGGGAUUUGAUUGGGAAACCCUGCAGAGGUGUGAGGGUCAACCUGAGCCAGUUGAAGGCCGUGCCCUGCAUUAAACUGAGAGCCGUUCAGGUGAAAGUGAUCGUUAAAGACCUGCAUAGCAAGAAAAGAGCCGAAAAGACCCAACUGAAGGAGUUAGUGAAAGACUUGCUCAGGAACGUGUACCUUUGCCCCAGGCAUGUUGUUGCUGUGACUUUCGAUGCUCCUGUAGCGUUCAUUGAGAUUGAAGGAGUGGAACCGUCUACACACGCUGCCGGUCUCCUGACCUCUAAAACAGCUGUCAGGCUCAUGGACAUUAUCACUGUGGAGCAUUUCAGGAGCAUCGACUCUAAAGCCCCGUCGCUUUGUCUGGGUGGGAUGGACAAUGUUCUCCCUCCAUUGAAAGAGAUUCUGAACUUGCCUUUCCAUUACCCCAAGACCUUGGCUACAUUGGGCUUGUCUUGCCCCCGAGGAGUGUUAUUGGUGGGACCCCCAGGGGUGGGGAAGACCUCGCUGGUGCGCGCUGUCACAAGGCAAGUGGGAUCGCGGUUGAUUGGGAUCAGCGGGGCGGCAGUUCACGGAGCCAGGCCGGGGGAGAGCGAGGGCAACCUGAGAAGGAUCUUCCAGCAGGCGAGGGACUCAGCUCAGGAAGGGCCGUGCGUGCUGUUCAUCGACGAGAUUGACUCGCUCUGCCCUAGAAGAGGCAGCUUGGGCAACGCUCCCGAGGACCGCCUGGUGGCUCAGUUGCUGACGCUGAUGGACGGGGUAGGCAGUGAGAGUCAGUUGGUUGUAAUGGCGGCGACAAACAGACCCCAAGCCCUGGAUCCUGCAUUGAGGCGGCCAGGACGGUUCGACAGAGAGGUGUUUAUUGGGGUCCCCACGCUGGAGGAACGUCGGUCAAUUCUGGAAACAGUCGGAGCAGGGAUGCCUCUCACCCGUGAAGUUGAUGUGCCCUGGUUGGCAGAAGUGACCAGCGGCUAUGUUGGUGCUGACCUGGUUGCUCUGUGCCAGGAGGCCGCUAUGCAGGCAGUGAGAAGGCGAUGCCAGGACUCGGCAGAUCCUGAAAUCAGGCCAACAGACUUCCGCGAGGCUCUCAGGACGGUGCAUCCUUCAUCCCUGAGGAGCAGCGUCGCUCGCAUCGACUUCCGACCCAUCCUUUGGGAAACGAUCGGAGGCUUGGAAGACGUUAAAUUGAAACUGAUGCAGUGUAUCGAAUGGCCAAUGAAGUUCCCAGAUGCAUUUGUGAGGAUGGGCCUCACUCGCCCCAAAGGAAUUCUUCUCUACGGACCCCCAGGUUGUGCAAAGACCACCCUGGUGAGGGCAGCCGCCACUAGCUGUGGCUGCUCCUUCCUGUCGCUCAGCGGAGCUGACCUCUUCUCUCCCUUCGUCGGAGACUCUGAAAAGAUACUCGCUCAGGUCUUUCGGCAAGCAAGAGCCGGAGCCCCAAGCCUCCUGUUCCUGGACGAGAUCGACUCCAUCCUGGGAUCACGGUCGCGGGACGCCAAGGACGGGCGCGGCGUGCACGAGCGAGUCUUGUCUGUUCUGCUGAACGAGAUGGACGGCAUUGGGCUGGCAGUGACCGAGAGGAGGGGCGCAGGCCGCAAAGGGCCUCUACACGAGGGAGGAGGCCAGCUGGCAGAGGCGAGAGACGAUGCCAAGUUGGAGUUUCAAGAGGUUUGCAACAAAGACGUUAUCGUGGUGGCUGCCACCAAUCGGCCCGACCUGCUGGAUGACGCCUUGCUGCGUCCCGGGAGAUUUGACCAGAUUGUCUACGUUCCACCUCCUGAUGAAAACGCCAGAGUUUCCGCGUUGAGGAUCUUCACGUCCGUCACUCCGCUGGGUGCUGACGUGUGUCUUCAGGAGUUGGCGAGGCAGACCCCAAACUUUUCCGGAGCCGAUCUGCAGAGCCUGUGUAAAGAGGCUGCCUUGCUGGCUCUCCAGGAGAGUGAACUACAAGCUACUGCUGUCAACCGCAGACACUUCCUAACCUCUCUUGAGAGUUUUAAACCCACUUUGACUGAUGGGCACCUGGAUUUCUAUUGCAGUUUAUUUUCCAGCAAGAGAACCAUUGCUGAGUAAUUAACACGUAGACACUCUAUGAUGACUUCGCGUGGUGUCUCUAAUGCACGGUUGUAUCUUCCGCAAGUGACAACCCUACUGAAGAAUUUUGACUUGGCUGUGAACAUAAGACACCUGUGAUUUUACAUUGAAGUGGACAAAAAGGCUCCGUGUGUCCUUGUAGUAUUAGAGGACAGAGAUUUUUUGGGUAAAAGUAUUACUCUCAGAAUGGGUUCAGAGGAGUGGUGAACAUACAAUACAAAAUUACAUUUGUACAGCACCUUUCACGUCGGGACGAUACAGACACAUGCACACGCACACAGACUCAAUGGGAGCAGAAAAGAGUGGAAACUGAAAAGGAUUGGGUAGCACAGAGCAGUGGUUUCUUGCGGCUAUUUGUGCAUCAGACACUCCAGUGCAGUGCUGGGUGGGUUUUGCAUUGUCAGAGAUGCCGUCC